This is a messenger RNA of Girardinichthys multiradiatus, 1846 nucleotides long. RefSeq names its product glutamate receptor U1 (gene grik6). The transcript is spliced from 10 exons. The record is from RefSeq and is a predicted model, not a curated record. Gene Ontology annotation, biological process: modulation of chemical synaptic transmission; monoatomic ion transport; synaptic transmission, glutamatergic. NCBI's taxonomy places the organism in Eukaryota, Metazoa, Chordata, Actinopteri, Cyprinodontiformes, Goodeidae. Bases 67 to 1446 code for a protein of 459 amino acids. Gene Ontology annotation, cellular component: AMPA glutamate receptor complex; dendritic spine; plasma membrane. Gene Ontology annotation, molecular function: transmitter-gated monoatomic ion channel activity involved in regulation of postsynaptic membrane potential; AMPA glutamate receptor activity.
UUCAGCUCACAGAUUAUUAGCUGACUGUGUUGGACACAUCUCAGGUUAAAAGUAAACCGAGCCAGGAUGCUGUUUGUCUUUCUUCUUCUGUCCUCUGGGUUUUUCUUGGACCUGGUGGUGUGUACUGCAGCUCAAACUGAACUGAGAAUCACAACCAUAAAGCAAGAGCCAUAUACAAUGUCCAAAGGAAGUCAGCUGGAAGGCUUUUGCAUGGACCUGCUUUCUGAAGUGGCCAAGAAAGUUGGAUUCAAGUACAAAGUGAAGCUGGUGAAAGACAGCUCCUAUGGUAGGCAGGAUGACAAUGGGAACUGGAAUGGCAUGAUUGGAGAGGUGUUGAGAGGGGAGGCAGACCUUGCGAUUGCUCCUCUGACUCUGACUGCAGCCCGGGAGAAAGUUGUGGGCAUGACUAAACCCUUCAUGCAGACGGGGAUCAGCAUCCUCCUGAGGAAGGACAUCUCAGAGGGCGCAGAUUUCUUUGACUUCCUGACACCCUUCACAUCAGAAACCUGGAUCGGCAUACUCAUCGCCUACAUGGGCACUGCUGCUAGCAUCUGUAUAGCUAGCAGACUAAGCCCAUGUGAGUGGAGUGAGGCUCAGAGUGAGGGAAACAGAUUCAGUUUCCUCUACAGCUUGUGGUACACAGCUGGAGCGCUGACUCUACAAGGUGCUGGUCCUCAUCCUAAAGCCCUUUCAGGACGUGUCAUCUGCAGCAGCUGGUGGUUAUUUUCUGUAGUCCUCUUGGCUUGUUAUUUCUCCAACCUCAGCUCCUCCAAAACCCCAGAGUCCAGCCAGCUGACAGUGAAAGGGUUUGAGGACUUGGCCAGUCAGGACACAAUCCAGUACAGCUGCCUGGCUGGUUCCUCCACUCUUGCUUUCUUUAAGAACUCCAACAACCCAGUGUACCGCAGAAUCUACGAACACAUGGAGAGAACACAGAGCUUUGUGUCGUCAAUGGAUGAGGGCGUCAAACGAGCAAAGGAGGGAAACUUUGCCUUCAUUGGAGAGUCUGUUUCUCUGGACUUGGCAGUAGCACGUCAUUGUGAGCUGGUGAGAGUGCAUGAGGUCAUUGGCAUGAGGGGAUACAGCAUCGCUGCCCCCCUUGGUUCCCCGAUCAUAAAGAACCUCAGUGUGGCGAUCCUUCAGCUUAGCGAGGCGGGUGAGCUGGCCUAUCUGCGGAGCAAGUGGUGGGCGAGCAGCUGCAUAGCGGAUAAGGCCAAGCCUGCUGCGGUGCAGCCACACAGACUGAAGGGGAUGUUCCUGGUGCUCGCUCUGGGCCUAGGGCUGGGGACAUGUAUGGCUUUUCUUGAGCUCACCUUUAAGAGUCGCAGAAAGGCAGCAGAACAGCAGAAGUCAUGCUGCACCGUGCUGACCGAGGAGCUUAGUCUGCGCCUGAAGACCAGCAGUGCAAACAAACCCCAGGAAAAUGCAGACAAAGAAAAAGCAUAGAGAUCCUUUUAAAAAUGAACUAUUCUUUUUACAUUAAUUCUGACUUAACUUUAUAGAUUUUUUUAAUUUGCUACUUUACUUUCAUUCAAAACAACAAUGUUUAACCCAUAAAACUCACAGUCCUUUUUGUGUUUGUGUUCUAAAAUGUAAAAGAAAAAAAUCACUGCCAGUUUUUACAAAAAAUAACUUUUAAUCCAAGUUAACAUUUAAAAUCUGAAAAUACGACUCACAUAUAAAGCUAGUAAUUUAACAGUUUGCAAGCAUUUCUGUACAGUUGGCAGCAGCAUCAUGUGAUUCCAGCAAUUUCUUUUAGAAACCAUGUCUCACAAUGAAAAGGUAAGGACUGUAAACAUUACAGCUGACCUAAAACACAUAAAAUUUAUAUUCCUGCUCUAAGUCA